UCCUCAAUUCACAGCUUACGCUUACUCCUGCUCCAGAUAACCUCUGCUGCUUGCUCCCUCUCGUACCCUAGCAGCUAGCUAGCCGGUCGAUCUACACUAGGAAGAAGGAAGGGGAAAUGGCCGGGAGGGACAGGGACCCGCUGGUGGUUGGCAGGGUUGUGGGAGACGUGCUGGACCCCUUUGUCCGGACCACCAACCUCAGGGUGACCUUCGGGAACAGGACCGUGUCCAACGGCUGCGAGCUCAAGCCGUCCAUGGUCGCCCAGCAGCCCAGGGUUGAGGUGGGCGGCAAUGAGAUGAGGACCUUCUACACACUCGUGAUGGUAGACCCAGAUGCUCCAAGUCCAAGCGAUCCCAACCUUAGGGAGUAUCUCCCUAGAUAUACACACUGGCUUGUGACAGAUAUCCCCGGUACAACUGGUGCCUCGUUCGGGCAGGAAGUGAUGUGCUAUGAGAGCCCUCGUCCGACCAUGGGGAUCCACCGCUUCGUGCUCGUGCUCUUCCAGCAGCUCGGCCGGCAGCAGGGG
Molecule: messenger RNA, 527 nt
Organism: Triticum urartu
Lineage: Eukaryota; Viridiplantae; Streptophyta; Magnoliopsida; Poales; Poaceae
Source: RefSeq, a predicted model, not a curated record